GAUUUGGUGGAGUGUGUGAGUCCGCACUGCAAGCAGAGAGGAAUAGCCUGCAGUGGGCUACCAAGUUCCGUACCAAGUUCCACUUGCACUUCAGGGAAACUGUCUACUUUGGGAACGCCUUUAUGUUUGCUUUAAUAACUUUCUGUUGGUCAUCUGUCGUCGAAUCUGCGGCUUAGCAGCCACUUCAGAAAGGGAUGGAGGCAACAUAUUAAAAUCGUGUAGCGUACGGUCCACGUAUCCAUGUAGCCUUUGGAAGGUGUGCCUGCUGAAGACGCAAACAUGCCGCUGACCGUAGUGGAGUUGUUGAGCUCGUGGCUAAUCCUGCUACAGUUCGUCUCUUGGACAUCGGCACUAAAACUAUCUUCGGAAGAAGCAAACCAGUUCUUAUGGAGACACAGGCGGGCAUACCAAGUUUUUGAGGAGACGAAACAAGGACAUUUGGAGAGAGAGUGUGUCGAGGAGAAAUGCAGCAAGGAGGAGGCGAGAGAAGUGUUUGAAAAUGACCCCGAGACGGACUACUUUUGGCCCAAGUAUUUGGCAUGUAUGGACAAAUUUGGGGAUUCUGAGAAAAAGAAGCAGGACCUGAUUACGUGUGUGCACAAUAUCCCUGACCAGUGCUCACCGUCGCCCUGCUAUUCCAGAGGUACGGUGCGCUGUGAGGACAAAAAGGGCGAGUUCCUGUGUCACUGUUUCACAGGAUGGACGGGCCCCAAGUGUGACCAAGAUGUGGAUGAGUGCAGUGAGCGGAAUGGUGGGUGUGACCACGUCUGCAGAAACACCCAAGGGAGCUACCACUGCUAUUGUCACCAAGGUUACGCUUUGGUUGGCCACCACAAUUGUGUUGAUAUAGACGAGUGUGCUACAACCCCUGAUGUCUGUGGGACUGCCCGGUGCUCUAACUUGAUUGGGGACUACGAGUGUCUUUGCGAAGACGGCCACAUCUAUGACAACAAAACCAAGAGCUGCUUGGAUGUGGAUGAAUGUGAAUCACAGUUAUGCGAGGAGGACUGUGUGAAUACGCCUGGAGGAUUCCGCUGCUUCUGUGAUGGCCGUCAAGGGAAGAAGUUGUCUCAAGAUCUGAGGACGUGUGAGCCCCUGGAACCGUGUGUGCCUCUGGACCUGAAACGUAAUGCACGCUCUUUGUAUCUGGGUCGCAUGUUCAGUGGGUCACCAGUGGUCAGACUUCGCUUUCGCCGGAGAGUUCAAACAGGCUUCACGGCAGAGUUUGACCUAAGGACGUUCGACCCGGAAGGUGUUAUCUUCUUUGCCGGUGGCCACCUCAACAGCUCCUGGAUUGUGCUGGCGAUUCACCAUGGCAAGCUGGAGCUGCAGCUAAAAUAUGGAGCUGUAAGCCGCAUCACCAGCAGUGGCCCAGAGGUCAACGAUGGCGAAUGGCACAAGAUCUCUGUGGAGGAGCAGGCGCGAAGCCUGGUGAUAAAGAUCGACCGAGAAGCGGUGAUGAAGAUCGCCGUCAAUGGAGACCUCUUCACUCUGAAGAAAGGCCUGCAUGAGCUCAACCUUACAGUUGGUGGGAUCCCCUUUAAACAGGAUGGCCUCAUCAGCAAGGUGAACACACGGUUAGACGGCUGUAUGCGAGAGUGGCGCUGGCUAACCGGAGAGGACUCGUCGAUCCAGGAGACGGUGCGCAACAACGACCACAUGCAGUGCUUCUCCAAGGUGGAGCGUGGAGCCUUCUACAACGGCUCUGGAUUCGCUUUCUUCAACCACAGCCAUGGUGACCCGCAGACUCUGAAUGUGCAGUUAAACAUUCGUCCAGCCUCAUCGCUGGGUGUGCUCUUCGCCCUAAUUCACCAAGAUGAUGUCUCUUUCUCCAUCUCUCUCUCCGACUAUCACCCUACCAAGAAAGAGUGGCAAGAGCAUGUGCUGGUGUCAAUGGGAGACGUGGUGGUGGCGAGUGCAGCUGUGUCCCUCUGUGGGUCCGGAGCUCACCAGGUGAAUGUAACCGUGUCGGGGAACCUGACACUGCUGGAGGUGGACGGCCAACCAGGUCAGAGCGAGAACUCGGAGGCCAAGGACCUGGAUCUCGCAGCACCCUACGGAACGUUCAUUGGAGGCUUGCCAGAUGUGUCGGUGGUGUCCACCCCUGUAUCGGCUUUCUACACAGGCUGUAUGGAGGUGACCGUGAAUGGGAAUCUAUUGGACCUGGACGAGGCUCUGCACAAACACAAUGAUAUACUCUCCAAGUCCUGCCCCCUGGUGGGCAUACCUUAAUAUUGCAGCUCAGUAUUGCCACAGACAUUUCAUUUCUUCCAAACACGUCGCCUUUAUAUUUUCUCCUUUCUAAGUCCGAUCCAAAUGGCCUGCCCUUGCACACGUCUGCUAUCUGCCUUGCCAUAAUCUCCCAUCUCCAGCCCUUUUAAAGGCCAAUGAUUCAAGAAAAAAAUCACACUAUUAGGGGGACUCGACUUGAUGUAGCUGUCUAAAGACGACCGCUGUCAUGAUUAUUUUUGUGAUUCCUAUACGUUUUCAAAUCGGAAUUGUGCGUACGUCAUGGUUGAAAUGGUCAUGGUUCUGAUCAGAAUCUCAGAAAUAAUCACGUCUGCAGUCGUCUUGAGACGGCUACAUCCAGUCGAAUUCCCCCUUUUUCAGCCUUCCUGAGUACAGCCCAGCAGCUUAAGUAGACCACGUUUUUAUGUUUUUUCCUCACUCUGCCAAAUAGUAUUCUUUCCGUCACAGAACGGCCUUUCCUCCUCCUCCUCCUCCUCCUCCAAUGGUAAGAAAUGUUUAUAAUAGAGCGUAGGCACAGUUUUUUCAUAACUAACAUGAGCAGUUUCCUGCUUCAGUUUAUAAUGCUUAAAACAAGCAAAGCAAAUGACAUUGGUGAACUUUGCCCCAUGUAAAUGAAUGGGCUGCAACGGUCUAGCACAUGUCACAUAGAACGCAAGAGUAUUGUAUUUUUAAGGUAGUCACGGAGACACAUUUGGGGUUCCAUAUAAAAGUGUGUCAGGGUGCCCGUAUACGAGAGGCAUCUGGCGUAAAACACGCGGCAAAGCCCCACGUAAGCUACUGAGUGAGACGCACUGUAUCGUAGGUCAUAUGUAUAUACAUAAAUGUACAGUGCUUUUAGAUAGAAGCCUAUAGAAGACGGAACUCAGAAAGGGGUCCCUACUACAGUUAAACAUCCUCAUGAGCUUGCCCCCCCCACAACAGUUUUUAUCGCGUCUGUAGCCGGACAGGAUUUGGGCAUUAUGUGUCCUCAAAAUGCCACAAACAUGGAUACAUGAACUGUAAAGAUGUAAUGACUUUUAGGGAACAAAAAAAAAAAAACUUCAAUAAGGUCUGACCGCCAUUCAAACUGAAAUUUGCCUUCCCCUUUUUACCUAUAUCUAUAUUUUAAAGGCUCAGAGGGUAUUUUUUUGUGUAUGUUUGUGUGUGAGUGUGUAUGUAUGUGUGUGGAUGGGUGUCUGUGUGUGUUUGGUUUAAUAGCAUACUGAAUGUUUGGAAUAUAGUUUAACCAUCUGUAUUAUUUUUUGAAGUUUAGAAUCGUUGUUUUUGUAUUUUCGUAUGGUGCUCCCCGUUUGGGGAAACCUUAAAGGUUAUUUUCAGUCCCACUGAAUCAAUCAAUCAAUCAAUAAAUACAUAUAUACUUGAGCUGGCUGUGUUUAAGACAAAAAAAAACACACUGAAUGUAAAAUGCAAUACUUUCACAAACAUUGAAAAGAAAAAGUCUCCAAAAACAUGUUUGAGUUUGAAAACUUAACACCAGUUCUUUAAGGAAGGAAAUGCUAUGCCAUAUACACACAUUUUGAAUGCUUGCAGUGGAAAAGUUUAAAAAAGGAAAAAAAAAAGAAAAAAAAGAUGAAUAAAAACUUCUUGAGAGGGUUCUAGCAAUGCUACCUCAACCACAA
This is a messenger RNA of Sardina pilchardus (European sardine), 3869 nucleotides long. It is a transcript of the gene gas6, whose product is annotated as growth arrest-specific 6. NCBI's taxonomy places the organism in Eukaryota, Metazoa, Chordata, Actinopteri, Clupeiformes, Clupeidae. Gene Ontology annotation, molecular function: calcium ion binding. Gene Ontology annotation, cellular component: extracellular region. The coding region runs from base 280 to 2232 and encodes 650 amino acids. The transcript has 16 exons. The record is from RefSeq and is a predicted model, not a curated record.